Molecule: messenger RNA, 174 nt
Organism: Pelobates cultripes (western spadefoot toad)
Lineage: Eukaryota; Metazoa; Chordata; Amphibia; Anura; Pelobatidae
Source: the annotation of a GenBank genome assembly
CACAAAACUGGCUAUCACAAACUAUACCCUCCAUCUCCAUGUGCAUACAACAAAUAAGUCACGCGGGCCAUUUUGAAACCACAAUGAGAAGGCAAAACACACCUCCCAACAAACCACAUAAACAGUACCGAAGAUACUGGGAAAUAGCAUGGGAUAAGUGGGAAACAUACAAAG